CGUGAGAGUGUGCGAGUGUGUUUGGUUUCGGAAGGGAGUGGAAAGCCCUCCGCGACACAGUGUCACUCAUAUAAUGUGACACAGGGAGGGGACAGGGGGAGAGAGAGAGCGAGGGUUCGUAUCGGUUGUGGCUACAGAACACUGGGAAAAAGGCAAUGCACGCGCGCACCGUCGCCUAGGCUACCGUCGGUGCCGUUAUCUAGCCUUCUGAAUGAAGGAUUGAAGCUGAAGAUUCCCAAAGGUUUUCCUCCCGGAGAAAACAGAAACAAUAUUUGUUUGUUUUUUCUCUCUCUCUCUGUCUCUCUCUCUUUCUCUCUCUCUCUGUCUCUCUCUCUUUCUCUCUCUCUCUUUCUCUCUCUCUGUCUCGCUCCUCCAUCCUUCUUUCAGGUCUCUGAGGAUGUGUCAGAACUGAGCUGUCUGUCAUUGAGAAGAAGCUGAUAAAUGAAAAUCAGAGCUGGUGUCAGAAGUUGACAAGACAGAGGACACGGAAAUUGAAAGACACAACGCUAAGACCAUUGUUAUGUCUGCCUAAAGUAACCUUACACAACGAAGCGGAUCGUAAAGACCGAGACCGGAAUCCUCAUCGCCACGAGACCUGCCGUGACCAGCGGAUCACAGGUGCAAGCACUCGUACACCGGAGAGAAACGAGACGUCGCUGGAGGAAUACGGUUUCAAGUGUGUUCUAAAACACAGAAGGAUCAUGUCACGCCUACAUCUCCACCUCUCCUCCCUCUGUUCCUCCUCUCUCUCCUCUGUCCUUCUCCUAGUCUUCCUCUCCUCCAUGCUCCUCCUGUCCCUCCCCAGUCUGGCCGCGGCCGGUUCCACUCCUCUAUCAGAGGGGGGUAACGUAAAGGCUAACUGCACGGCUACAGGAGACCCCUGUCAGGAGGGGGUGGUACUGCCCGUCUGGAACCCACAGAACCCCUCUGUAGGAGACAAGGUAGCGCGGGCCAUUGUCUACUUUGUAGCGAUGAUCUAUAUGUUCCUGGGGAUGUCCAUCAUAGCUGAUAGAUUCAUGUCUUCUAUAGAGGUGAUAACCUCUCAGGAGAAGGAGAUCACCAUAAAGAAGUGGAACGGGGAGACAACCACAGCUACAGUGAGGAUCUGGAAUGAGACCGUGUCUAACCUCACUCUCAUGGCUCUGGGGUCAUCUGCUCCUGAGAUACUGCUCUCUGUUAUAGAGGUGUGUGGCCACGGCUUCGAGGCUGGUUCUCUGGGUCCCUCCACCAUUGUGGGCAGUGCUGCUUUUAACAUGUUCAUCAUCAUCGCCCUGUGUGUCUAUGUGGUUCCUGACGGAGAGACCAGGAAGAUUAAACAUCUCCGCGUGUUUUUCGUGACCGCGGCAUGGAGUGUGUUUGCAUACAUCUGGCUGUAUCUUAUCCUGUGUGUGUUCUCUCCUGGAGAGGUGGAAGUCUGGGAGGCCGUGGUCACCUUUCUGUUCUUCCCCCUCUGCGUGGUCCAGGCGUGGGUGGCCGAUCGACGAUUGCUCUUCUACAAGUACGUCCGCAAGCGUUACCGUGCCGACAAGCACAGAGGCAUCAUCGUUGAGACGGAGGUAGGGAUGGACGGAGGGAUGGGAGGAGGAGGAGGAGGAGGAGGGAUGUUGGGGCCGGGUGGGUUCACUAAGAUGGACAUGAUGGAGCUGGACGGACAGGUGGUGGAGGGAUGGAGGGACGGAGGGAUGCUGGAGGACGGAGUACAAGAAGGGAGGAGGGAUGUGGAGGACGUGGCCAGGAGAGACAUGGCGAGGACCCUGAAGGAGCUGAAAGCCAGACACCCUGAUAGAGACACAGAGCAGCUUAUAGAGAUGGCCAACUACCAGGUGUUGGUCCAGCAACAGAAGAGCCGAGCGUUCUACCGUAUCCAGGCAACCAGGAUGAUGAUCGGAGCAGGCAACAUCCUGAAGAAGCAUGCUGCUGACCAGGCUAGGAAGGUGGUGAGCAGCCAGGAGCCCCACCUGCAGGAAGACGACCCCCACAUGACCCGGAUGGAGUUUCAACCCUCCCACUACCAGUGCUUUGAGAACUGUGGCUCACUCAAACUGACCGUGGCCCGACAUGGCGGAGACCCUGGAGCUUCUGUUAAGGUGGACUACCGAACAGAAGACGGCACAGCCAACGCUGGUUCAGACUAUGAAUUCGCUGAAGGGACCCUGCUCUUCAAGCCGGGCGAGACCCUGAAAGAGAUAACUGUGGGCAUCAUAGACGACGACAUCUUCGAAGAGGAUGAGUAUCUCUACGUCCACCUCAGUAACCCUCGUGUGGUUGGCUACGACCCGUUGGAGACAAACUCUAACUCCUCCCCCAAGGCGGUGCUCGGUGACGGCCACACGGCGACGGUGACCAUCUACGACGACGAUCACGCGGGGAUAUUUUCGUUUGAGAUCGACGCCCUGCGGGUGAGCGAGAGUGUUGGGGUCAUGGAGGUCAAGGUUCAGAGGACGUCGGGGGCUCGGGGGCUGGUGGUGGUGCCUUACAGGACCAUAGACGGGACAGCCCGGGGUGGAGAGGAUUUCGAAGAGGUGUCCGGGAAUCUGGAGUUCCAGAAUGACGAGACGAUGAAGAUAAUCGAGGUGAAGAUUAUUGAUGAUGAGCUUUAUGAAAAGAACAAGACCUUCACAAUGGAGCUGGGGGAACCGCUACUUCUGGAUGCUGGCCAAAAACACGGCGACUCCAAUGAGAACAAGCCGACGGAUGACGAGGUGGCCAAGAUGGGCUGUCCCAGUCUAGGAGAAAACACACGGAUAGAGGUGGUCAUCGAAGAGUCAUACGAGUUCAAGAACACAGUAGAUAAGCUGAUCAAGAAGACUAAUCUUGCGUUGGUGGUGGGAAGCUGCAGCUGGAGAGAGCAGUUUGUCUCUGCCGUCACUGUCAGCGCAGGUGAUGAUGAUGAUGAGGAGAGUGGUGAAGAGCGUCUCCCGUCCUGUUUUGACUACAUCAUGCACUUCCUCACCGUCUUCUGGAAAGUUCUGUUUGCCUUUGUCCCUCCGACAGAGUACUGGAAUGGCUGGGCCUGCUUCAUCGUCUCCAUCAGUCUCAUCGGAGUUCUGACGGCUGUAACAGGAGACCUGGCCUCUGCCUUCGGCUGCACUGUGGGUCUGAAGGACUCUGUCACUGCAGUGGUGUUUGUAGCACUAGGGACCUCUGUACCAGACACCUUUGCCAGUAAGGUGGCCGCCAUCCAGGACCAGUACGCCGACGCUUCCAUCGGCAACGUAACCGGUAGCAACGCCGUGAACGUCUUCCUUGGGAUCGGAGUGGCGUGGACCAUCGCCGCCGUGUUCUGGCGUUCCAAAGGCCAGGUGUUUCGUGUCGACCCGGGCUCGCUGGCGUUCUCCGUCACGCUCUUCACGGUGAUGGCGUGCAUAUGCGUGAUGAUCCUCCUCUACCGACGGCGAGCGUCAGUGGCGGGCGGGGAGCUCGGAGGGCCGAGGACGACCAAGAUCAUCACAUCACUGGUCUUCUUCUUCAUGUGGCUGAUCUAUAUAUUGCUGUCAUCACUGGAGGCAUACUGUCACAUACCUGGGUUCUAGAGAGAGAGAGAUGGAGGGGCGAGGGAAGAGCGGAAGAGAGAAGGAUGGAGGGGUGGGUUGGGGGAGACAGAGAGGAGGAAUAGACACAGGGAGGGAACAAAAGGAAACCCACUCGGCGAAAACUGGUUGAAUCAACAUUGUUUCCACGUUGUUUCAACAACAACAAAAAAUGAAGCGUAAUGACGUUUAUUCAACGUGGGAAACGGAUUGGAUUUGCAACUUAAAUCCAAUGUCAUGGGGACAUUUUUUUGUCAGCCAAAUGUAAAUGAAAAGUAGAUGUUGAAUUGACGUCUGCGCCAGUGGGAAGGGAGGCAGGCAGAGAGGACAUGUUGGAAAGAGCAUUCUCCCUUUCUCCCUCUAACACUAGAGUCAGUAUUCUCUAUCUAACACUAGAGUCAGUAUUCUCUAUCUAACACUAGAGUCAGUAUUCUCCCUCUAACACUAGAGUCAGUAUUCUCCAUCUAACACUAGAGUCAGUAUUCUCCCUCUAACACUAGAGUCAGUAUUCUCCCUCUAACACUAGAGUCAGUAUUCUCCCUCUAACACUAGAGUCAGUAUUCUCCCUCUAACACUAGAGUCAGUAUUCUCCCUCUAACACUAGAGUCAGUAUUCUCUAUCUAACACUAGAGUCAGUAUUCUCCCUCUAACACUAGAGUCAGUAUUUUCCCUCUAACACUAGAGUCAGUAUUCUCCCUCUAACACUAGAGUCAGUAUUCUCCCUCUAACACUAGAGUCAGUAUUCUCUAUCUAACACUAGAGUCAGUAUUCUCUAUCUAACACUAGAGUCAGUAUUCUCCCUCUAACACUAGAGUCAGUAUUCUCCCUCUAACACUAGAGUCAGUAUUCUCCCUCUAACACUAGAGUCAGUAUUCUCCAUCUAACACUAGAGUCAGUAUUCUCCAUCUAACACUAGAGUCAGUAUUCUCCCUCUAACACUAGAGUCAGUAUUCUCUAUCUAACACUAGAGUCAGUAUUCUCCAUCUCAGUGAAAGCCUCUAACAUCCAACAGGUAGAGGUCAUAUCAGUGAAAGCCUCUAACAUCCAACAGGUAGAGGUCAUAUCAGUGAAAGCCUCUAACAUCCAACAGGUAGAGGUCAUAUCAGUGAAAGCCUCUAACAUCCAACAGGUAGAGGUCAUAUCAGUGAAAGCCUCUAACAUCCAACAGGUAGAGGUCAUAUCAGUGAAAGCCUCUAACAUCCAACAGGUAGAGGUCAUAUCAGUGAAAGCCUCUAAUCCAACAGGUAGAGGUCAUAUCAGUGAAAGCCUCUAACAUCCAACAGGUAGAGGUCAUAUCAGUGAAAGCCUCUAAUCCAACAGGUAGAGGUCAUAUCAGUGAAAGCCUCUAAUCCAACAGGUAGAGGUCAUCUCAGUGAAAGCCUCUAACAUCCAACAGGUAGAGGUCAUAUCAGUGAAAGCCUCUAAUCCAACAGGUAGAGGUCAUCUCAGUGAAAGCCUCUAAUCCAACAGGUAGAGGUCAUCUCAGUGAAAGCCUCUAAUCCAACAGGUAGAGGCCCCCUGCAUUACGACCCUCCUCUCCUCCUUCCUCUCUUUCCUUCCCUCGCUCACUCCGCCCAGCCUUAUUCUCCAAUAGACUGUAAACGUCUUAAUAUUGUCUUAAAGUGAUAGGCUAGUAGAGGACGUUAGACCACACCCCUUUCCCCGCCACCCUCGCUCCUGUUGAGCCAAUCCCAAGUCACCUUGCUCCCUAAGGAAGACCUUGCCCCUCCCACUUUUCGACGGCGUUGGUGUGUAGAUGUUGUUAUUGCGAAAUUGUAAAGAAAAUAAUAAAUAAUGAAAAUGAUGAUUAUUAUGAAGAAGUAUGUUAAAAACAUUGGAAUGACAGAGAAGAUGAUAUUAAAAGACUAAUUAUUAUGUGAGAACUGUA
This is a messenger RNA of Oncorhynchus masou masou (cherry salmon), 5418 nucleotides long. RefSeq names its product sodium/calcium exchanger 1-like. The transcript is spliced from 15 exons. Gene Ontology annotation, biological process: cell communication; sodium ion transmembrane transport; calcium ion import across plasma membrane. Gene Ontology annotation, cellular component: axon; postsynapse; sarcolemma. NCBI's taxonomy places the organism in Eukaryota, Metazoa, Chordata, Actinopteri, Salmoniformes, Salmonidae. Bases 702 to 3533 code for a protein of 943 amino acids. The record is from RefSeq and is a predicted model, not a curated record. Gene Ontology annotation, molecular function: calcium:sodium antiporter activity.